AUGGAAGAAGGUAUUUUCAACGUUGUGGACGAGGAGAUUAAUGCGGUGCAAGAUUUUCGCAUGCACACUCUUCCAGUCAGAGCUAAGCAGAUUGCUGAGGCGACUCUUCAGGAUCGAUACUUGAAGGAAGUAAAAGAGUACAUUGCAAACGGCUGGCCCGAACGCGUAGAACAGGAGUUGGUUCCGUACUGGCAACGACGAGCUGAACUUACAACACACCGUGAGUGCGUUCUUUGGGGCCUACGCACCGUUAUACCUCAAAAGUAUCACGCAGCCCUUCUGGAUACGCUCCACGAGUGUCAUGUAGGACAAACUAAAAUGAAGAUGUUGGCUCGCUCAUAUCUGUGGUGGCCAGGACUGGACAAAGACAUUGAAUCCAGAGUGAGAGGUUGCGAUCAAUGUGCGUCCGUUGCAGCGCAAGAGGUUCCUGCGCCACUUCACCAAUGGGAGCCACCGGAUAAGCCGUGGUAUCGUCUGCACGCAGAUUUUGCGGAGCUUCAUGGGAAGCAUUAUCUCAUAGUCAUCGACAGUUUUAGCAAGUGGCCAGACGUGAGGACUAUGACAACAACGACUGCAGACAAAACGAUAGACACGCUCAGAGACAUCUUCACUCAAAAUGGGCUCCCUGAAGUUUUCGUGACGGACAACGGACCUCCGUUCACAAGUCAACAGUUUCGAAAAUUUUUCGAAGAUCAGGGAAUUCACCAUGUGCUAACGCCCCCUUACCAUCCCCAAUCAAACGAAUUGGCAGAGAAUUUUGUGCGGACAUUUAAGACUGCUCUGCGCCGUUAA
Messenger RNA from Ornithodoros turicata, 792 nucleotides. RefSeq lists its product as uncharacterized. The transcript has a single exon. Bases 1 to 792 code for a protein of 263 amino acids. Gene Ontology annotation, biological process: DNA integration. The record is from RefSeq and is a predicted model, not a curated record. Lineage: Eukaryota; Metazoa; Arthropoda; Arachnida; Ixodida; Argasidae. Gene Ontology annotation, molecular function: nucleic acid binding.